Molecule: messenger RNA, 603 nt
Organism: Aspergillus oryzae RIB40
Lineage: Eukaryota; Fungi; Ascomycota; Eurotiomycetes; Eurotiales; Aspergillaceae
Exons: 1
Coding region: 1-603 (200 amino acids)
Biological process (GO): protein phosphorylation
Molecular function (GO): protein kinase activity; ATP binding
Source: RefSeq, a predicted model, not a curated record
AUGUCUCCAGAACCCGCCACUGGCAGGCUCCGAUGGUCACGCUCUAUUAUUAUCAAGUUGACCAAGGAAAUUCGUGUGGGCUGUGAUAAAAGAUCCCAGAUUUUUGUUGUCAAAUGCUUGAAUAACUCCAACUCUCCUUAUGUACCAAUUGAUCAAAACAUGGUCGCCAAAAUAUAUGAUCCACUCUAUCAUGACUUCUCUUUCAACGAUGAAGACCCCUUUCUUGGGGUCGAUUAUGACUACACCCAUGAGUGUGCCGCUUAUAUGCAUCUGUCGAACCUGCAGGGCUCAGUUAUUCCUAGAUUUUUCGGUUCGUACACCUUGACAAUAAACUUGGGUGAGAAUUCUCGCCAUGUUCGAUUGAUUUUGAUCGAGCAUAUUGAUGGUCUCUCCAUGGAUAGAUUGAACCCUGAAAUGUUUCCAAGGGAAGAACGUCAAGAGAUCAUGAAACAAAUAAUCAAUGGAGAAUCUUCACUUUACACGAAAUAUGUCUUGCACGAGGAUCUCUGCCCAAGAAAUAUCAUCAUCCAACGAAACACAACAUUGGGGGUAUUCAUUAUUGAUCUAGGGAAGUCGGUUAUUGGACGAUCGCAAUCCAUCUAA